CUGCGGCUCAGCUGAUAAUUGAAGGGACCCGAGGAGCCGCCGCCGCCGCCGCCGCCGCCGCCGGGGGGGGGGGGGGGGAGCGAGUGGAAGUUGCUGCCGCGCCACCGAGUCCGGACCGGAGACUUUGGGGCCCAACUAGUGAAUGGUAGUGUCUAGAAAGGGUAUGUCCCUUCAAGAGAGAGGUGCCAAUGUCCAACCGGCCUAAUAACAAUCCAGGGGGGUCACUGCGACGUUCACAGAGGAACACUGCCGGGGCCCAACCACAAGACGACUCGAUAGGAGGAAGGUCACAUUUAGGGCAGGCAAAACAUAAGGGAUAUAGCCCUCCUGAGAGUAGAAAAUCUAAUUCUAAGGCACCCAAAGUGCAGUCUAAUACUACUUCUGAACUGUCAAGGGGACACCUUUCUAAAAGAAGCUGCAGUUCAUCAUCUGCUGUCAUAGUUCCACAACCAGAGGAUCCAGACAGAGCCAAUACUUCAGAAAGGCAAAAAACGGGGCAGGUGCCUAAGAAAGACAAUUCUCGAGGAGUGAAACGCAGUGCUAGUCCAGACUACAACAGGACCAAUUCUCCUAGCUCUGCCAAAAAACCAAAAGCACUUCAGCAUACUGAAUCUCCCUCAGAAACAAAUAAGCCACAUAGUAAGUCGAAGAAGAGACAUUUAGACCAGGAGCAACAACUGAAAUCUGCACAGUCGCCAUCAACAAGUAAGGCUCACACCAGAAAGAGUGGGGCCACCGGCGGCUCACGGAGUCAGAAAAGAAAGAGGACAGAGAGUUCUUGUCUAAAGAGUGGUUCUGUGUCUGAGUCAACUGGUGCCGAAGAGAGAUCUGCAAAACCCACCAAGCUGGCUUCAAAAUCCGCCGCCUCGGCCAAAGCUGGGUGCAGCACCAUCACUGAUUCUUCCUCCGCUGCCUCUACUUCCUCCUCAUCUUCUGCUGUCGCCUCGGCCUCCUCCACUGUACCACCAGGGGCCAGGGUGAAACAAGGAAAAGACCAGAGCAAGGCCAGGCGUUCCCGUUCAGCAUCCAGUCCCAGUCCCAGAAGAAGUAGCAGGGAAAAGGAACAGAGGUCUUCUAAGUCAGAGACAUCAAAACCUGGACCUUCUGGAUUACAGGCCAAAUUAGCAAGUUUAAGAAAAUCUACCAAGAAGCGCAGUGAAUCCCCACCUGCUGAGCUCCCCAGUUUGAGGCGGAGCACACGCCAAAAGACCACGGGCUCCUGUGCUAGUGCCAGUCGGCGAGGCUCUGGCCUGGGCAAAAGAGGAGCAGCUGAAGCUCGUCGACAGGAGAAGAUGGCGGACCCUGAAAGCAGCCAGGAGACCGUGAAUUCUUCAGCUGCACGGACAGACGAAACUCCCCAAGGAGCUGCAGCCUCUAGUUCUGUUGCAGGGGCUGUGGGCAUGACCACCUCUGGGGAGAGUGAAUCCGAUGAUUCUGAGAUGGGACGACUACAAGCUUUGUUAGAGGCCAGGGGUCUUCCUCCUCAUCUGUUUGGCCCUCUCGGUCCUCGGAUGUCACAACUUUUCCAUAGAACAAUUGGAAGCGGAGCUAGCUCUAAGGCCCAGCAGCUUCUGCAAGGACUACAAGCAAGUGAUGAAAGCCAGCAACUCCAGGCAGUUAUUGAAAUGUGUCAGUUAUUGGUUAUGGGAAAUGAGGAGACGCUGGGAGGGUUUCCGGUCAAGAGUGUCGUUCCAGCUUUGAUAACAUUACUGCAGAUGGAGCAUAAUUUCGAUAUUAUGAACCAUGCUUGUCGAGCCUUAACAUAUAUGAUGGAAGCACUUCCUCGGUCAUCUGCUGUUGUAGUAGAUGCAAUUCCUGUCUUUUUAGAAAAGCUGCAAGUUAUUCAGUGUAUUGAUGUCGCAGAGCAGGCCCUGACUGCCUUGGAGAUGUUAUCACGCAGACACAGUAAAGCCAUUCUACAGGCGGGUGGUUUGGCAGACUGCUUGCUGUAUCUAGAAUUCUUCAGCAUAAAUGCCCAAAGAAAUGCACUAGCAAUUGCAGCCAAUUGCUGCCAGAGUAUCACGCCAGAUGAAUUUCAUUUUGUGGCAGAUUCCCUCCCGUUGCUUACCCAAAGGCUAACCCAUCAGGACAAAAAGUCAGUUGAAAGCACUUGCCUUUGUUUUGCACGUCUAGUGGACAACUUCCAACAUGAGGAGAAUUUACUCCAGCAGGUUGCCUCCAAAGAUCUGCUUACGAAUGUUCAACAACUCUUGGUAGUGACUCCACCCAUUUUAAGUUCUGGGAUGUUUAUAAUGGUGGUUCGCAUGUUUUCUCUGAUGUGUUCCAACUGUCCAACUUUAGCUGUUCAACUUAUGAAGCAAAACAUUGCAGAAACACUUCACUUUCUCCUGUGUGGUGCCUCUAAUGGAAGUUGUCAGGAACAGAUUGAUCUUGUUCCACGAAGUCCACAAGAACUGUAUGAACUGACAUCUCUGAUUUGCGAACUUAUGCCAUGUUUACCAAAAGAAGGCAUUUUUGCAGUUGAUACCAUGCUGAAGAAGGGAAAUGCGCAGAACACAGACGGUGCGAUUUGGCAGUGGCGUGAUGACCGUGGCCUUUGGCAUCCCUAUAACAGGAUUGACAGCCGGAUCAUUGAGGUAGCAGCCCAUCAGGUCGGUGAGGAUGAGAUAAGCUUGUCCACUCUGGGACGAGUUUAUACUAUUGAUUUUAAUUCUAUGCAGCAAAUCAAUGAGGACACGGGAACAGCACGUGCCAUUCAGAGAAAACCUAACCCCUUAGCCAAUACUAACACUAGUGGAUAUUCAGAGUUAAAGAAGGAUGAUGCUCGAGCACAGCUUAUGAAAGAGGAUCCGGAACUGGCUAAGUCUUUUAUUAAGACAUUAUUUGGUGUUCUUUAUGAAGUGUAUAGUUCCUCAGCAGGACCUGCGGUCAGACAUAAGUGCCUUAGAGCAAUUCUUAGGAUAAUUUAUUUUGCGGAUGCUGAACUUCUGAAGGAUGUCCUGAAAAAUCAUGCUGUUUCAAGUCACAUUGCUUCCAUGCUGUCAAGCCAAGACCUGAAGAUAGUAGUUGGAGCACUUCAGAUGGCAGAAAUCUUAAUGCAGAAGUUACCUGAUAUUUUUAGUGUUUACUUCAGAAGAGAAGGUGUAAUGCAUCAAGUAAAACACUUAGCAGAAUCAGAGUCUUUGUUGACAAGUCCACCAAAGGCAUGUACGAAUGGGUCAGGAUCCCUGGGAUCCACGACGUCAGUCAGCAGUGGAACAGCCACGGCCGCCACCAAUGCUGCAGCUGACCUGGGGUCCCCCAGCUUGCAGCACAGCAGAGAUGACUCUUUAGAUCUGAGCCCUCAAGGUCGAUUAAGUGAUGUUCUAAAGAGAAAACGGCUGCCAAAACGAGGGCCAAGAAGGCCAAAGUAUUCACCUCCAAGAGAUGAUGACAAAGUAGACAAUCAAGCUAAAAGCCCUACCACUACUCAGUCACCUAAAUCUUCUUUCCUGGCAAGCUUGAAUCCAAAAACGUGGGGAAGGUUAAGCGCACAGUCCAACAGCAACAACAUCGAACCAGCACGAACUGCGGGAGUCAGUGGUCUUGCCAGGGCCGCCUCCAAGGACACCAUAUCCAAUAACAGAGAAAAAAUUAAAGGUUGGAUUAAGGAACAGGCGCAUAAAUUUGUAGAGCGUUAUUUCAGUUCUGAGAACAUGGAUGGAAGCAACCCUGCACUGAAUGUCCUUCAGAGACUUUGUGCUGCAACUGAACAACUCAACCUCCAGGUGGAUGGUGGAGCUGAGUGCCUUGUAGAAAUCCGUAGCAUAGUCUCAGAGUCUGAUGUUUCAUCAUUUGAAAUCCAACAUAGUGGAUUUGUGAAGCAGCUGUUACUUUAUUUGACAUCUAAAAGUGAAAAGGAUGCUGUGAGCCGAGAGAUCAGAUUAAAGAGAUUCCUUCACGUAUUUUUUUCUUCACCACUUCCUGGAGAAGAGCCCAUUGGAAGAGUAGAACCAGUGGGUAAUGCGCCUUUGUUGGCAUUAGUUCACAAGAUGAACAACUGCCUCAGCCAGAUGGAACAGUUUCCAGUCAAAGUACAUGACUUCCCCAGUGGGAACGGGACAGGAGGCAGCUUUUCUCUCAACAGAGGAUCACAGGCUUUAAAAUUUUUCAACACACACCAGUUAAAAUGCCAGUUACAAAGACAUCCAGACUGUGCAAAUGUGAAGCAGUGGAAGGGCGGGCCGGUCAAGAUUGAUCCCCUGGCUUUGGUACAAGCUAUUGAGAGAUACCUUGUAGUUAGAGGGUAUGGAAGAGUAAGAGAAGAUGAUGAAGACAGUGAUGAUGAUGGCUCUGAUGAGGAAAUAGACGAGUCUCUGGCCGCUCAGUUCUUAAAUUCCGGAAACGUAAGGCACAGGCUACAGUUUUAUAUUGGAGAACAUUUGCUACCAUAUAACAUGACUGUAUAUCAGGCAGUCCGGCAGUUCAGUAUACAAGCUGAGGAUGAGCGGGAGUCCACAGAUGAUGAGAGCAACCCUCUGGGAAGAGCUGGUAUUUGGACAAAGACUCAUACAAUAUGGUACAAACCUGUGAGAGAGGAUGAAGAAAGUAAUAAAGAUUGUGUUGGUGGUAAAAGAGGAAGAGCCCAAACGGCUCCAACAAAAACAUCCCCUAGAAAUGCAAAAAAGCAUGAUGAGUUAUGGCAUGAUGGAGUAUGCCCAUCAGUAUCCAAUCCUUUAGAAGUUUACCUCAUCUCCUCGCCACCUGAGAAUAUAACUUUUGAAGACCCGUCCUUAGAUGUGAUUCUUCUUCUAAGAGUUUUACAUGCCAUCAGCCGAUACUGGUAUUACUUGUAUGAUAAUGCAAUGUGCAAGGAGAUUAUUCCAACUAGUGAAUUUAUUAACAGUAAGUUGACAGCAAAAGCAAAUAGGCAGCUUCAAGAUCCUUUAGUAAUCAUGACAGGAAAUAUCCCAACGUGGCUUACUGAACUAGGAAAAACCUGCCCAUUUUUCUUCCCUUUUGAUACCCGGCAAAUGCUUUUUUACGUAACUGCAUUUGAUCGGGACCGAGCAAUGCAAAGAUUACUUGAUACCAACCCAGAAAUCAACCAGUCGGAUUCUCAAGAUAGCAGAGUUGCACCUAGAUUGGAUAGAAAAAAACGUACUGUGAACAGAGAGGAGCUGCUGAAACAAGCGGAGUCUGUAAUGCAGGAUCUCGGUAGCUCACGGGCCAUGUUAGAAAUCCAGUAUGAAAAUGAGGUUGGUACAGGUCUUGGGCCUACACUGGAGUUUUAUGCACUUGUAUCUCAGGAACUUCAGAGAGCUGACUUGGGUCUCUGGAGAGGUGAAGAAGUGACUCUCAGCAAUCCAAAAGGAAGCCAAGAAGGGACCAAGUAUAUUCAAAACCUCCAGGGCCUGUUUGCACUUCCCUUUGGUAGGACAGCUAAGCCAGCCCAUAUCGCAAAGGUUAAAAUGAAGUUUCGCUUCUUAGGAAAAUUAAUGGCCAAGGCUAUCAUGGAUUUCAGAUUGGUGGACCUUCCCCUUGGUUUACCCUUUUAUAAGUGGAUGCUAAGGCAAGAAACUUCACUGACGUCGCAUGAUUUGUUUGACAUUGACCCAGUUGUAGCCAGAUCAGUGUAUCACCUAGAAGACAUUGUCAGACAGAAGAAAAGACUUGAGCAAGAUAAAUCCCAGACCAAAGAGAGUCUACAAUAUGCAUUAGAAACCCUGACUAUGAAUGGCUGCUCAGUUGAAGAUCUAGGAUUGGAUUUCACGCUGCCAGGGUUUCCCAACAUUGAACUGAAGAAAGGAGGAAAGGAUAUACCAGUUACCAUCCACAAUUUAGAGGAGUAUCUAAGACUGGUUAUAUUCUGGGCACUAAAUGAAGGCGUUUCCAGGCAAUUUGAUUCCUUCAGAGAUGGAUUUGAAUCUGUCUUCCCACUUAGUCAUCUUCAGUACUUCUACCCGGAAGAACUGGAUCAGCUCUUGUGCGGCAGUAAAGCAGACACGUGGGAUGCGAAGACACUGAUGGAGUGCUGCAGGCCGGACCACGGUUAUACUCAUGACAGUCGGGCUGUGAAGUUCUUGUUUGAGAUUCUCAGUAGUUUUGAUAAUGAGCAGCAGAGGUUGUUUCUCCAGUUUGUGACAGGUAGCCCAAGAUUGCCUGUUGGAGGCUUCCGGAGUCUGAAUCCACCUCUGACAAUUGUCCGGAAGACCUUCGAGUCCACGGAGAACCCCGACGACUUCUUGCCCUCUGUAAUGACUUGUGUGAACUACCUUAAGUUGCCGGACUACUCGAGCAUUGACAUCAUGCGUGAGAAACUGUUGAUUGCAGCGAGAGAAGGGCAGCAGUCAUUCCAUCUUUCCUGAUCACAACGAGAACUACAGUGUCUGCCUGUUACAGCAAAAGAAAAAAAUCAUGAUUUCUUUUCUAAAUGUAUCACCUGAGUCAAGGAAACAUGUUACGCCUUCUUGUUGUAGGAAAAACGGCUUGCAGAUUAUACAAGAGACACUUGGUUGAUAUUCAUUAAUGGCCCCAUGGACUUAAAAGUGAUCAGGCCCUAAAACGUUGUUGUGAUGAGGUUUCUUUAGCAAGUUCUUGUUUAAAUUAUCAUUUAUUUGAUGAGUGAAGUUUUUAACUUGCUUUGCUGUGUGAAAUUUAAAAAAAAAAGGGAUGUUUUUCCAGGCUGAAACAAUAAAUGUCGCUGUGCAGUUUAAUUCUGGGCUGUGUGUAUCCAUCGAGCUAAGUCUGCAGUUUUGUUUCCUCCAAAGACAACUCUUGUACAUACGUACAGAAAUUCAAGCUCCCGUGUUUUCGACCAGUUCGGUUUCGUAGGUUAGCUCUGUGUGCUCUUCACUCGCCUCUGAUCUCCUCCCUGAUUCGUGUCCUGUGUGCAGUCUACACGGUUUUUUGUUUUGUUUUUUUUGUUUUUGUUUGUUUUUGUUUUUGUAUACAGCACUCACGGUGGUUCCGUUUUCAUUAGCCACGGGCUUCUGUCGUUCCAUGUUCUCUCUCAAAUGAAGAUAUAAUUUGAAAAUCCAUUGAACUGAAAUAUACUGUCAAUAGAAUUCAGCCUCUGUUGCUUGGUAGACUCUUCUCGUAGGUUAGUUCUAAUAGAGCCGUCGGGUAUUGCUGGCCGUUGCCCAGUGACGCACUAGGACCGUUCACGCGGUGAUUCUGGCGACCACAGCAGCCUCUGGACUGGAGGCCAGGAGAGCUCACUCCUCUCUCUUGUGUAGGUUAUAAAAAAGUCUACGGCUUGGACUGGCCGGUGUUUAAUAUCCUAUGACCAGAGCGUUCUGCGUCGAUGUAAGGUUUUAAACAAAAUUAGCCGUUUUCAUCCCCUGUUGGAGUAAAAGGAUUUUUUUUUCCUCCCUCGUCCUUGUUUUAAGUUCUUGUUCCUAGUCUGCUCCCUCCCGCUCUCCCCUUCCCUUCCUCCUCCCAGGCCUGACUUGGGCCAGACAGUUCAGACUUUGUCUCCGCACCGAUGAAAGCACCUGUACGCAAUGCUCUGUCCGGCUGUUUUAUGUGCUGGUUUCUCAGAUCUGCAAUAAUCCCUCAGGUUCAUGUUUUUACCUGAAAAUAAAUAAAAGUUUGCCUCA
Messenger RNA from Canis lupus familiaris (dog), 7541 nucleotides. RefSeq names its product thyroid hormone receptor interactor 12 (gene TRIP12). Gene Ontology annotation, biological process: protein polyubiquitination; regulation of double-strand break repair; DNA damage response. The record is from RefSeq and is a predicted model, not a curated record. Lineage: Eukaryota; Metazoa; Chordata; Mammalia; Carnivora; Canidae. Gene Ontology annotation, cellular component: nuclear speck. The coding region runs from base 189 to 6308 and encodes 2039 amino acids. The transcript has 43 exons. Gene Ontology annotation, molecular function: zinc ion binding; ubiquitin protein ligase activity.